Messenger RNA from Terrapene triunguis (Three-toed box turtle), 11426 nucleotides. RefSeq names its product FRAS1-related extracellular matrix protein 2-like. Bases 1 to 9495 code for a protein of 3164 amino acids. NCBI's taxonomy places the organism in Eukaryota, Metazoa, Chordata, Testudines, Emydidae. Gene Ontology annotation, biological process: cell communication. The record is from RefSeq and is a predicted model, not a curated record. The transcript is spliced from 24 exons. Gene Ontology annotation, cellular component: membrane.
AUGCAGGGCAGCCCCGCGGCACGGACUCUGCUGCCCGCGCUGCUGCUGCUGCUGCUGGCUGGCAGGAGCGGCGGGGUCCGGGCGCAGCAGCCGCCCCCGCCGGGCAGCCCCGCGUUCUCCUAUCCCUCGGCACUGGGACCCCAGGAAGACGCCUCCAUCGUGGUGGCCAACCGAGGGCUGCGCGUCCCCUUCGGCCGCUCUGUCUGGCUGGACCCGCUGAGCGACCUGGUGCUGCAGGUGCAGCCGGGGGACCGCUGCCACCUGCGCGUCUUGGACGACGACCCCCUGUGGCUGCGCCCGGGCCGCCUGAUCCCGCAGCGCUUCCCUUGCGACUUCGCCCCCGGGGAGGUGACGUACUGGCACCUGGGCUCCCGCAGCCCGUCCCGGGACCGGGUCCGCCUGCAGCUGCGCUACGACUCGCCCAGCCGCGCCGUGGUGCUGCCCCUGGCGCUGGAGGUGGAGGUGCUCUUCGCCCAGCUGGAGAUCGUCACCCGCAACCUGCCCCUCACCGUGGAGAGCCUGCUGGGCACCAGCAACGCCUUGGACGGCCGCAGCCUGGAGUUCGCCUUCCAGCCGGGCAGCCAGCGCUGCAGGGUGGGCGCCCUGCCGGGGCUGGGCGGGCUGCCCCGCUACGGGGAGCUCCUCGGUCAGCCGGCUGCCCCGUGGCAUCCGUCGGCGGCCGGCGCCCCGUCGCCCUCGGUCUGGUGGGAGUGCGAGGAGUUCCUGCGGGUGGGGCUGCGCUACCGGCACUCGGCGGCCGGCCGCUCCCCGAACCGAGACUCGCUGCCCCUGGUGGUGGAGCUGCGGGAGGCGGCGGGCGCCGGGGCGUUGCUGAAGCGGGAGCAUUUCCAGGUGCUGGUGCGGAUCCGGGCCGGCACCGAGAACACGCCGCCCCGGCCCAGCUUCGUGGCCAUGCUGAUGAUGGAGGUGGACCAGUUCGUGCUCACUGCCCUCACCCCGGACAUGCUGGCGGCCGAGGACGCCGAGUCCGCCCCGGACCUGCUGCUCUUCAACAUCACCUCCCCCUUUGGGCCAGGCCAGGGCCAUGUGGUCAGCACCGACGACCGCAGCCUGCCCAUCGCCUAUUUCAGCCAGCGGGACGUGCGGGAGCUGAGGGUCGCCUACCAACCGCCUGCAGAGGACUCGGCCAGGGAGCGGCUCUUCGAGCUGGAGCUGGAGGUGCUGGAUCCCGAGGGCGCUGCCUCCGAGCCCUUCGCCUUCAUGAUCGUGGUGAAGCCCAUGAACACGCUGGCACCCGUGGUGACCCGCAACACAGGCCUGGUGCUCUACGAGGGGCAGUCGCGGCCGCUCUCCAGCCCGGGCCCCAGCCCCAGCCUGCUCAUCAGCGACGAGGAUGACCUGGAGCAGGUGCGGGUCAGCGUGCUGGCAGGGCUGCGGCACGGGCACCUGGCCCUGCUGGAGGAGCCCCAGGCCGGGGAGCCCCAGGCCCGCAAGCACUUCACGGUGGACGAACUGGCAGCUGGCCGCAUCAUUUACCAGCACGACGGCAGCGAGUCCCCGCUCAGUGACAACCUGGUGCUGCGGCUGGAGGAUGGUGGCGCCCGGCACCAUGUCGAGUUUCUCUUCCCCAUUACCCUGGUGCCCACCGAUGACCAGCCACCCCUGCUCAACGCCAACACGGGGCUGUCCUUGGCCGAGGGCGACAUAGCCCCCAUCCCUGCCCGUGCCCUCAGCGCCACUGACAUCGACUCGGACGAUGCUACGCUGCGCUUUGUGCUGGAGUCUGGCCCUGCUGCAGGGCAGCUGCUGCUCCGUCAGGCCCAGCCGUCCCUGGGCUGGGACGGUGAGAACGGGGGCUCCCCCUGGAGGAGGGUGCUGGGCUUGCCUGGGGACCCACCAAUGUACGAGAGGCUGGUGAGUGAGUGGCUGCAGCAGGACAUCGUGGAGGGGCGGCUCUUCUACAGGCACCUCGGGCCCCACAGCCCUGGCCCCAGGGUGGUGCUGGACCAGUUUGUCUUUAGGGUCCAGGAUGACAACGACCCACCCAACCGCUCUGGGCCCCAGAGCUUUAUGGUCCGGGUGCACCCAGUGGACCGCCUGGCCCCGGUGCUUCAUGGUGGCAGCAGCCUGCGCCUGGUGGUGGCUGAGCAGCAGGUGACCCCACUGCGGAGGAAGCACCUGCGCUACACAGAUCAGGACUCUGGGGACCGGGAGAUCCACUACACCAUCACCCAGCCCCCCACUGACACAGACUCCAACCACCCUGGGGGGGCCAAGGGCACCCGCCUGGGAUUCCUGGUGUUGACCGAUGACCACUCAGUGGAGGUGAUGCACUUCAGCCAGGCCCAGAUCAACCACCACAAGAUCUCUUACCGGCCCCCACAGCAGGAGCUGGGAGUGGCUCCCCGCCUGGCCCAGUUCCAGUACCGGGUGGAGGAUGCAGCUGGUAAUGCUGCCCAAGGCACCUUCACCAUUUACCUGCAGCCCAUAGACAACCAGCCCCCUGAGAUCACCAACAGCGGCUUUACUGUGCAUGAGGGGGCCAGGCAUGUGCUGGGCCUGGCUGAGCUGGACGCCAGCGACACUGACACUGAGCCCACUCACCUCCAGUUCACCCUGACCCAGGCUCCCCAGCAUGGACAGUUGCAGCUCUCUGGGCAUAGCCUGGCCAUGGGAGCAGCCUUUGGCUUGGAGGACAUUAAACAUGGUAGGGUGGUCUAUGUGCACAGUGGUACUGAGUCUCACAGUGAUGCCUGCAGCCUGGAUGUGAGUGAUGGGGUCCAUGUGGUGCCCAUCACACUGAAGGUGACUGUGCACCCUGUGGAUGAUGAGGUGCCCACCUUACGGCUGCCCCCAGGGACACUUGGCUCCUACUUGGACGUGCUGGAGAAUGGUGCUGCUGAGAUCACCACUAACGUCAUCCAGGGCACGGAUGAGGAUACAGAUGAUCUGAUGCUGACUUUCAUUGUGGAGGACCCUCCCCAACAUGGGGACAUCCUGGUCCAGGGGGUGCCUGCAGAGAGGUUUUCCCAGAGAGACCUGCUGGAUGGGGCUGUGGUAUAUGCUCACACGGGUGGUGAAAUAGGGCUGCUGCCCAAAGAAGAUACCUUUAACCUCACUUUGUCUGACCUGUCUGAAGAGUGGAGCAUUGGGGGCAAUGUUGUUCGUGGAGUUUCAGUGCUGGUGACAAUCCUUCCUGUUGACAGUCAAGCCCCUGAGGUUUUUGUGGGGGAACACUUAAUGGUAGUGGAGGGUGACAAAAGGGUCAUUACACAUGCCCACUUAAGGACUGAAGAUGUGGAUACACCUAGUGAUGAUAUUCUGUGCACCAUAGUUGCACAGCCCACCUCUGGUUAUGUAGAGAACAUCUCUCCAGCCCUAGGAUCUGAAAAAUCCAGAGCAGGUACAGCUAUAAGUGCCUUUACUUUGAAAGACGUCAGGCAAGGGCACAUUUAUUACGUUCAAAGCAUCCAUAAGGGUGUGGAGCCUGUUGAAGACAGGUUCACUUUCCGUUGCUCUGAUGGCAUUAACUUUUCUGAAAGGCACUUCUUCCCCAUUGUCAUUAUCCCAACCAAUGACGAAGAGCCUGAAAUCUUUAUGCGAGAGUUUGUAGUGAUGGAAGGCAUGAGCCUGGUUAUCGAUACUCCCAUCCUCAAUGCAGCAGAUGGGGACAUCCCUGCUGAUGAACUGACCUUCACUAUCACUAAGUUUCCCACGCAUGGCCACCUUGUGAACCAGCUGAUCAAUGGAACAGUCUUGGUGGAGAGCUUCACCCUGGCUCAGAUAACUGAGAGCUCCAGCAUUAUCUAUGAACAUGAUGACUCUGAAACAAAGGAAGACAGCUUUGAGGUGAAACUCACAGAUGGUAAACAUGCUGUAGAGAAAACUGUGCUAAUCAUGGUUAUUCCUGUAGAUGAUGAGACACCCAGAAUGACCAUCAACGAUGGGCUGGAAAUUGAAAUAGGGGAGACUAAAAUCAUCCACAACAGAAUACUGAAGGCUACUGAUCUAGAUUCUGAAGACAAAACCUUGACUUACAUUAUAAGGUAUGGUCCAGGACAAGGCCUCUUACAAAGAAUAAAGCUUUCAGGUGGGGUUGAGAAUAUCACACUGGGAAUGAACUUUACCCAAGAUGAAGUGGACAGAAACUUAAUUCAGUACAUGCAUUUUGGCCAAGAAGGUAUUCGGGAUCUUAUCAAAUUUGAUGUGACAGAUGGGAUAAAUCCUCUCAUUGACCGAUAUUUUUAUGUGACCAUAGGUAGCAUUGAUAUUGUCUUCCCAGAUGUGAUCAGCAAAGGGGUGUCCUUGAAGGAAGGGGGAAAAGUUACACUUACCACUGAUUUACUGAGCACCAGUGACUUGAAUAGCCCAGAUGAAAACUUGGUUUUCAGUAUUACCCGGGCACCUGUUCGUGGCCAUCUCGAAUGUACGGAUCAGUCUGGGGUGCCCAUCAAAACCUUCACUCAGCUCCAGUUAGCAGGCAAUAAAAUCUACUACAUUCACACUUCAGAAGAUGAGGUGAAAAUGGACAGCUUUGAGUUUGAAGUGACUGAUGGUUAUAACCCAGUAUUUCGCACUUUCCGAAUUUCCAUUAGUGAUGUGGAUAAUAAAAAGCCAGUGGUCACAAUCCAUAACCUGCUGGUAUGUGAAAGUGAAAAUAAACUGAUAACCCCCUUUGAACUGACAGUGGAAGACAGAGACACCCCUGAUAUGUUGCUUAAAUUUAUUAUCACCCAAGUGCCAGUUCAUGGUCAGCUCAUGUUCAAUAACACCAAGCCGGUUACAUCCUUUACCAAACAAGAUCUGAAUGAAAAUCUUAUAAGCUACAAGCAUGAUGGCACAGAGUCAGCUGAAGACAGCUUCUCUUUCACUGUUACAGAUGGGACACAUACUGAUUUCUAUGUCUUCCCUGACACUGUGUUUGAAACAAGGAAUCCCCAAACAAUGAACAUUCUGAUAAUGGCUGUGGACAAUAGUGUACCCCAAAUUGUAGUAAAUAAGGGUGCCCCUUCUCUCCGUGUUUUGACCACUGGCCACUUGGGUUUUAUGAUUACCAACAAGGUAUUCAAAGUGGAAGACAGGGACAGCUUGCACGUUACCCUCAAGAUCACGAUCACAGAGGCUCCUCACCAUGGCUUCCUGAUCCACCUGGGAAAAGGCAACCAUAGUAUCACUCAGUUCACACAAGCUGAUAUUGAUGACAUGAAGAUAUGCUAUGUUUUAAGAGAAGGUGAAAAUGCCACAAGUGACCUUUUCCAUUUUACUGUUGAAGAUGGUGGAGGCAAUAAGCUGAAGAGCCAGCAUUUUCGUUUGAACUGGGCCUGGAUCUCUUUAGAGAAGGAAUAUUAUUUGGUAAAUGAAGACUCUAAAUAUCUAGAUGUUGUUCUUAAGCGGAGAGGUUACCUGGGAGAAACCUCUUUUAUUAGUAUUAGCACUAAAGAUGGUACUGCUGAGAAGGAUAAAGACUUCAAAGGAAAAGCCCAGAAGCAGGUGCAAUUCAAUCCUGGCCAAACCUUAGCUACCUGGAGAGUGCGGAUUUUGAGUGAUGGUGAACAUGAGCAGUCUGAGACCUUCCAAAUUGUGCUUUCUGAGCCUGUCAUGGCUGUCCUAGAGUUUCCUGAAGUGGCUACAGUGGAAAUUAUUGACCCAGGAGAUGAAUCAACGGUUUUUAUUUCUCAAUCCACCUACACAAUUGAAGAAGACGUUGGAGAACUGUUCAUUCCUGUCAGAAGAAGUGGAGAUGUCAGCCAGGAAUUGAUGGUGAUUUGCUAUACACAGCAAGGAACAGCAACUGGUACUGUCCCAACGUCUGUGCUGUCCUACUCGGACUAUAUAUCCAGGCCCGAGGACCAUAACAGCAUUCUCCGCUUUGACAAAGAUGAACGAGAGAAAAUGUGCCGCAUUGUCAUCAUAGACGAUUCCCUGUAUGAAGAAGCUGAAACGUUUGAUGUUCUGUUGAGCAUGCCUAUGGGUGGAAGAAUUGGUUCAGAAUUCCCAGGGACUCAGGUUACUAUUGUGCCUGACAAAGAUGAUGAACCAGCCUUCUACUUUGGAGAUGUCGAAUACUAUGUUGAUGAGAGUGCUGGCUUUGUUGAGGUGCAUGUCUGGAGAACUGGAACUGAUUUGUCCAAAGCUGCCACUGUUACAGUAAGGUCUCGCAAAACUGAGCCAAUAACUGCAGAGGCUGGGGUAGAUUAUGUAGGCAUCAGUCGUAAUUUGGAUUUUGCCCCUGGAGUCAACAUGCAGACUUUCCGUGUGAUCAUUCUGGAUGACCUUGGACAGCCAGUAUUAGAAGGAAUUGAGAAGUUUGAGCUUGUGCUGCGAAUGCCCAUGAAUGCUAUCCUUGGAGAACCAAGCAAAGCCACCAUCUUCAUCAAUGACUCAGUCUCUGAUUUGCCUAAGAUGCAGUUUAAAGAACCUAUGUACAUUGGCAAUGAAAAUGAUGGACAGAUUUCUGCCAUGAUAUAUAGGAGCGGGGAUAUCCGCUACACAUCUACAGUGCGCUGUUAUAGUCGGCAGGGUUCAGCCCAGGUAAUGAUGGACUUUGAAGAACGUCCUAACAUUGACGAUUCCAUCAUCACUUUCCUUCCUGGUGAGACUGAGAAACCUUGCACCCUCAUGCUUGUGGACGACUCUCUCCACGAAGAAGAGGAAGAGCUGCGUCUGGUUCUUGGCACUCCAAGAAGUGAUUCCUCCUACGGUGCUUCUAUUGGUGAACAAAAUGAAACCCUGAUAAGGAUCAGAGAUCAUGCAGACAAGGCCAUUAUUAAGUUUGGUGAGACCAAAUUUAGUGUCAGUGAACCAAAAGAUGUAGGACAGCUGGUUGUUGUAAAAAUUCCAGUGCUUCGUCUGGGAGACACUUCAAAGGUUUCCAUUGUGAGGGUUCACACAAAGGAUGGCUCUGCCACCUCUGGAGAAGACUAUCACCCCAUGUCAGAAGAAAUUGAGUUUAAGGAGGGUGAAACACAGCACAUUGUGGAGAUUGAGGUUCUUUUUGACGGCGUUAGGGAGAUGAGAGAGGCCUUCACUGUUCACCUGAAGCCUGAUGAGAACAUGGUGGCAGAGAUACAGACAGCCAAGGCCAUUGUGUACAUUGAAGAAAUGAACAGCAUGGCAGAUGUCACCUUUCCUUCAGUCCCUCAGGUUGCUUCUCUUUUGAUAUAUGAUGAUACUUCUAGAGCCAAAGACAGAACCGGUCCAGUUGCUGGCUACCCUGUUGUCUGUAUCACUGCUUGCAAUCCUAAAUAUACAGACUACGACAAGACAGGUUCAAUAUGCGCCAGCGAGAAUAUCAAUAACACGCUGACUCGAUACCGAUGGCUGGUUAGUGCCCCUACUGGUCCUGACGGUGUGACCAGUCCCAUGAGAGAGGUUGACUUUGAUACAUUCUUCACUUCCUCCAAGAUAAUCACACUGGACUCCAUUUACUUUCAAGCUGGCUCUCGGGUCCAGUGUGCAGCUCGUGCUGUAAAUUCGGAUGGGAAUGAAGGCCUAGAGCUCAUGAGUCCUAUUGUAACAAUAAGCACCGAGGAGGGUCUUUGCCAGCCCCGGGUGCCAGGUGUGGUUGGAGCAGAGCCAUUCUCGGCCAAGCUGCGCUACACUGGCCCGGAAGAUCCAGACUAUGCUAAUCUCAUCAAACUGACCAUCACAAUGCCUCAUAUUGAUGGCAUGUUACCUGUUAUCUCCACAAGAGAGCUGUCCAACUUUGAGCUAACCCUCAGCCCUGAUGGAACUAGGGUGGGAAAUCAUAAAUGCUCCAACCUGUUGGAUUACACAGAAGUGAAGACUCACCAUGGUUUUUUGACUGAUGCUACCAAAAAUCCAGAUGUGAUUGGAGAGACCAUUCCCUACCAACACAGUGUAUCAAUCAGGGGUCCCAGUACUUUACGCUUCUACCGAAAUCUGAACCUGGAGGCCUGUUUAUGGGAGUUUGUCAGCUAUUAUGACAUGUCUGAGCUCCUCACUGAUUGUGGAGGCACCAUUGGGACAGAUGGACAGGUCCUCAAUCUAGUGCAGUCCUAUGUGACCUUGCGAGUCCCCUUGUAUGUCUCCUAUGUUUUCCAUUCGCCUGUGGGUGUAGGUGGCUGGCAGCAUUUUGACCUACAGUCUGAACUUCGGCUGACUUUUGUGUAUGACACUGCCAUCUUGUGGAAGGAUGGAAUUGGCAGCCCACCUGAAGCAGAGCUCCAAGGUUCUCUCUACCCAACCAGUAUGCGCAUCAGUGAAGAAGGGCGUUUGGUUGUCAACUUCAAGACUGAAGCCCGAUUUCAUGGUUUAUUUGUGAUGUCUCAUUCUGCUUCCUCUCUGAGCUCCAUGGUUAUGUCAGCUGAUCACCCAGGCCUGACAUUUAGCCUCAGCCUCGUGCGGAGUGAACCAACGUACAACCAACCAAUACAGCAGUGGAGCUUUGUUUCAGAUUUUGCGGUACGAGACUAUUCUGGAACAUACACCGUGAAGCUGAUAGCUUGUACCACAGUACCUCACCAAGAGUACAGUGUGCCAGUGAUCUGUAAUCCUAGAGAGCCAAUCACAUUUGACCUCGAUAUCCGAUUUCAACAGGUCAGCGACCCAGUGGCUGCUGAGUUCAGCCUGAAUACCCAGAUGUUCCUCCUCUCUAAGAAGACUCUCUGGUUAUCUGAUGGCUCGAUGGGAUUUGGGCAGGAGAGCGAUGUUGCUUUCACAGAAGGUGAUAUUAUAUAUGGUCGUGUGAUGGUGGAUCCAGUACAGAACCUGGGUGAUUCCUUUUACUGUAGCAUUGAGAAGGUUUUCCUGUGCACUGGAGCAGAUGGAUAUGUACCCAAGUAUAGUCCACCAAAUGCAGAAUAUGGCUGUCUAGCUGAUUCUCCAUCCCUCUUAUAUAGAUUUAAGAUUGUGGACAAAGCUCAACCAGAGACACAAGCCACAAGCUUUGGAAAUGUGCUUUUUAAUGCAAGACUAGCAAUAGAUGAUCCUGAGGCAAUUCCUUUAGUCAAGCAACCUGGCUCGGAUGGAUUUAAAGUAGACUCAACACCACUGUUUCAGGUGUCUUUGGGUAGAGAAUGGUACAUACAUACAAUCUACACUGUGAGAUCAAAAGAAAGUGCCAACCGAGGUAUUGGCAAAAGAAGUGUGGAGUACCAAUAUCACUCUCUGGUCAGUGGUGGGAAUCCAGGAACUUCAAUGCAGAUACGUCAGAAGAGAGGGGUCAAAGAAGCUCCAGAGCUUGCUAAAGCAAUUGGCAUAGAAAACAGCAGAGGAACUAACAUUCAGCACAUAGCUUUGGAUCGCACCAACAAGAAACAGUUCCCACAAAGAGAAGUUACAGUCAAUGGAAUUCUCCCCAGGGAGCUGAAUAACAGGAACCCAGAGGUCAACAUAGUCACGAUCAUUGGCGGAGCUGCUGCUGUUUUACUUGCCAUCGGUUUAAUUGCAAUUAUUAUUUUGCUGUUAAAGCAUAAGCAGAGCUCAGAGAAGAAAGAAGUCGCAAAGGGGUCAGGGAGCAGUGAGCCAAUGAUGCCACCACAUAAUUACACUAGUGACAGCUCUGAGGUUUGAUUCCAAGACCAUGGGAUUUGAACCUGUCUCCAGAGUGCCUCAAAGAUAAACUUGAACUGCUCCUUGUUAGCAGAAGGUCACCAUUAUGCUUGGAAAUUAAAAGAUCGGAUGGCUCUAGCUGUACUUGAAAAUACCGAUUUGAGCUCUUGCUACCAUUCUCACACAUAAAGGAAGAAUCCAACCCAAACCUCCUGUUUUGCACAGUAGGCAAUCCUGAUGUCCGUACAUCAUGCACUAACGUUAAGCUGCAUUGCAAGAAACUGCAUCGCAAGGGAGAGAUUUUUUUGUUUUGUUUUUGUGUUUUCUUUCAAUUAAAAAGAAGAAAUUAUCCAAAGGUGCUAGUGGGCCCCUCUCGGCAAUACAAAAGGAAGUCUCUUAUUACUGUACUCUUGUCUACUUGGAAGGUGCAAUGCUGACACUCUCUGAAUGAUUUCUCACACAGAACUUCCUUGUUGUUGUUGUUAGUCUGUAGAGUGUGAAAAUCCUCUGGCCUGAUUCAUCCCAGUUAGAGUCCUUUGGCUUCAGUUAAGUUACACCAGUGAUGAAUUGUAUCCCUUGCAUUUAACUGACAUUUCUUCCAAAGACAAAUAGAUUAGUCACAACAGAGUUAUAAGCAGGCACAUAUGCCAGGAUACAUUACACAUUCUUCGCUGGGAAUUCACAAUCAGCUAUUUGACCUGACUUUUUUUUCUUCUUCUGUUUUUUUUCCUUAUUUAAGUUUAUAUAAAACCAAAGAAUAUGAUAAUGUCCAAAAGGAAGCUUGAUUUUUACAAACGCUGGAUAGUUGUGUCCUCUUACGCUUAUAAUGGAUUAUAACAAUAUUUGUACAGUAAAUUGUAUUUGUCAGUGCACAUCCAACGGUGGGAAAUGCAUGAGUUGGUAACAUUGCAGUGUCUAGAGGAGGGGUAGUGUUAGAUUCAAAAUGCAGAAGACAAGGUUCUGUCCGAACUGAGGCUAUGAAUUGUGAUGUAGAAUUCAGUGCUUACUAGGCAGUUACCAUAUUACAAGUGGCAACAAUGGGAAGAAAAUACAAACAUUUUAUGGGAGCAAGUUGUAUUUAUUAAGUUGAUGCAUAAUCAUUGUGCCUCUUGAGAAACAUACUGUUUUAUGAGUAACUUCACUUUUGGAAGAAUAAUUCUAGUUUUCUCUGUCUUUUUGGUUAAGGUAAUAUGACAGCAGCAUGUUCUGCAGAAGACUGGAUCAAUGGUGCUUCAUUACAGUGUUUAUCCAGUUAGGGCCUGAUCCACCCAAAAGGUGUCUCUGCAGCUGCUGGCCCACAGAAGCUCUGUCAUCUCCACAGUCUUAGUCAGUUGUCCUUGCUCUGAGAGAGUCUGACCCUCUCUCACACGUGCAUAAAGCAGGAGUAAUUCCAUUGCAGUCAGUGGAGUUAAACCAGUGUCAAAUCAGAAUCAGGCUCUUUGUGCUGUUUCUAGAACAUCCUCUUUCUCUACUAUAGAAUCACAGAGGGACCCAUCUGGACUCUUUUACUCUGGAGUUACACUGAUGUGAGUCCAGUGACUUCAGAAGAGUUACUCUAGAUUCGCACCAGUGACUGAGAUCAGAAACUAACCCACUGAUUCCUUAUGGGUUUAUCUUAAUGGGCUGUAUGAUCUAAAGACAUUUUCAGUGCUCUCAGGGUAUGUCUACACUGCAGUUAGAUACCCACAGCUGGCCCAUGCCCAGCUUACUUAGGCUCGCAGGGCUCAAGCUAAAGGGCUGUUUAAGCCCAAGUCAGCUGGCAUGGGCCAGCCAUGAGCAUCUAAUUGCAGUGUAGACAUACCCUGAGAGCCAAACCCUACCUUUCUCCUGUUUAAAUCAGCCAGAAAGCAUACUGGCCUUCAAAUGUUACCAAACAUUUUUGGCCUGAAACAGUUAUUUACAGAAGCCCAGAAGGCACCCUAUGUAUUAUAACUUUCUCCCACUAAGUCCAC